AUGCUGUUACUGUGCGGCGCGCACUAUCCGGUUGUUCCUGUUUCACGUCUUCAGACGCUAGGUGGCUCUACUUCUGGCAGACUGCGAUAUGAUGAGCGUCCUCUGAGGCUCCCGGUCGUACGCACGGCGCGAACUUACAGGGUUCUUGCGAUGAGUGCGCCACUGCACCCACAAGCGCCUCACGGAGUCAAUCACGGACCUCAGGUGGACGCCUGGGCACGCGUAGUCGUCCUGCCCAUACCUCGACACCAAUUCUUCUUCUCUCCACGCAGCCUCCUUCUACUUCUGCGCCCACCACUCUCGCAGCCACCGUCCGCAAGCACCAUCGAGAGUUCCUUCCCAUCCUCUCCGUCCAUCGCAUCGCUCACGAGCACCUCCAUCGCCGUCUCCACCGCCCCACUUCGCGGCUCAAAACUGAAGGACUACGAGUCCGCGUUCGGCACCCUCCAAUCGCAGUACGGCCUCGCGUCCCCGACGCCCUCCCCUCUCGCGUCGCCCCGCUCAAAAUCCCCCUCGUGGCUGAAGCGCGCCCUCGGUUGGCCGUCGCUCGAGCCCCACGCGCAAGUUAAAACCCGCGCGGCCACCGAUGACGGAGGAUGA
This is a messenger RNA of Epithele typhae, 600 nucleotides long. RefSeq lists its product as uncharacterized. NCBI's taxonomy places the organism in Eukaryota, Fungi, Basidiomycota, Agaricomycetes, Polyporales, Epitheliaceae. The transcript is spliced from 4 exons. The record is from RefSeq and is a predicted model, not a curated record. The coding region runs from base 1 to 600 and encodes 199 amino acids.